Messenger RNA from Ochotona curzoniae (black-lipped pika), 370 nucleotides. It is a transcript of the gene NDUFC1, whose product is annotated as NADH:ubiquinone oxidoreductase subunit C1. The record is from RefSeq and is a predicted model, not a curated record. Bases 24 to 254 code for a protein of 76 amino acids. NCBI's taxonomy places the organism in Eukaryota, Metazoa, Chordata, Mammalia, Lagomorpha, Ochotonidae. The transcript has 4 exons. Gene Ontology annotation, cellular component: mitochondrion.
GGAGGUGGAGCCGGGCCGGCAAGAUGGCGCCGUCCGCUCUGCUGCGGCCUCUCUCUCGGCUCCUGACCCCGGCCAGGCUCCCUGGCGGCUCUUCAGCGAGGUCCAAGUUCUACGUGCGGGAACCGCCGAAUGACAAGCCUGACUGGCUCAAAGUGGGGUUGACCUUGGGCACCAGCGCGUUCCUGUGGAUCUAUCUCUUCCAGCAACAUAAUGAAGAUGUUAUGGAGUAUAAAAGAAGAAAUGGAUUGGAGUAAAAGUUUGAAAUGCCAGUAAUACAGUGUAUGCAUAUGAUGGUUAACACUUCCUCUGGAUUAUUCCAUUGAAUUGUAAAUGUAAGAGAAAGAAUUAUACAUGAAUAAAUGUCAAAUCU